GCAAGGGUUGCGUGACGUAAUGCAACCUCAGCAUGUAGGAGCGCUAUAAAGCGGGACAAGGCGGCGCGCCUCCCAGUCGCAGAGUAGCUUGUGAUUGGCUCGGGCUGCGGAACCUCGGAAACCCGAAAGCUAGGACCUUCCAGGUCCGUGGCUGCCGCCCCCCGCGGCACUUGAGAGCGCGGCCUCAGUCUGUCUGGCGGCGGGGAAGGCGGUGGCGGUGGCGGCCCGCGGCGGCGGUGACAGGUAUUUGUGAAUGAACUUUGCUAAGGAUGGAUUCAGGUGGUGGAAGUCUUGGAUUGCACACUUCAGAUGCUAGAAUGGCCCAUACCAUGAUUAUGCAGGAUUUUGUGGCUGGAAUGGCUGGUACUGCACAUAUCGAUGGAGACCAUAUUGUUGUUUCAGUUCCUGAAGCUGUAUUAGUUUCUGAUGUUGUCACAGAUGAUGGAAUAACUCUUGAUCAUGGCCUUGCAGCUGAAGUUGUCCAUGGGCCUGAUAUUAUUACAGAGACUGACGUAGUAACAGAAGGUGUGAUUGUCCCUGAAGCUGUACUUGAAGCUGAUGUUGCCAUUGAAGAAGAUUUAGAGGAAGAUGAUGGCGAUCAUAUCUUGACUUCCGAACUAAUUACAGAAACCGUUAGAGUACCAGAGCAAGUUUUUGUGGCUGAUCUUGUUAGUGGUCCUGAUGGGCAUUUGGGACAUGUGGUGCAAGAUUGUGUUUCAGGCGUUGACUCUCCCACUAUGGUAUCAGAAGAAGUUCUUGUAACCAACUCAGAUACAGAAACUGUGAUUCAAGCAGCUGGGGGUGUUCCUGGUUCUACUGUUACAAUAAAAACUGAAGAUGAUGAUGAUGAUGAUGAUGUCAAGAGCACUUCUGAAGACUACUUAAUGAUAUCUUUGGAUGAUGUGGGAGAGAAGUUAGAGCAUAUGGGGAACACACCAUUAAAAAUCGGUAGUGAUGGCUCACAAGAAGAUGUUAAAGAAGAUGGAUUUGGUUCAGAAGUGAUAAAAGUGUAUAUAUUUAAAGCAGAGGCUGAAGAUGAUGUUGAAAUAGGUGGGACAGAAAUUGUCACAGAGAGUGAAUAUACCAGUGGACAUUCUGUAGCUGGAGUGCUUGACCAGAGCCGAAUGCAGCGAGAGAAAAUGGUUUACAUGGCUGUUAAAGAUUCUUCCCAAGAAGAGGAUGAUAUCAGUCAUGCUGAUAUAUCAAAUGAAGUGUACAUGGAAAUCAUUAUAGGGGAAGAGGAAGGAACACACCUUGAGAUUCAGCUUGAGAAUUCUGAUGUUAAUAAAACAUCAUAUGAUGAAAGAAGAGUUUCCCGAAGAUAUGAAGACUGUCAAGCAACAGGAAACACUUUUGACUCAGCAUUAGAAAACAGAAGCACUACAGCAGCACAGUUCCUUCAAAUUUGUGAUAGCAUUAACACAAAUAAAGUACUUAAACAAAAAAUCAAGAAGAGGAGAAGGGGAGAAACAAGGCAGUGGCAAACAGCUGUUAUAAUAGGCCCUGAUGGACAGCCCUUGACAGUAUACCCUUGCCACAUUUGCACAAAAAAGUUUAAAUCCAGGGGAUUCUUAAAGAGACACAUGAAGAAUCAUCCCGAUCAUUUGAUGAGAAAGAAAUACCAGUGUACAGAUUGUGACUUUACAACUAACAAGAAAGUGAGUUUCCAUAACCACUUAGAAAGCCAUAAGCUCAUAAACAAAGUUGAUAAAACCCAUGAAUUUACAGAAUACACUAGAAGAUACAGAGAAGCUAGUCCACUAAGUUCAAAUAAACUCAUCUUAAGGGACAAGGAGCCGAAGAUGCACAAGUGCAAGUACUGUGAUUAUGAAACUGCCGAACAAGGACUGUUAAACAGACAUUUAUUGGCUGUUCACAGCAAGAAUUUUCCUCAUGUUUGUGUUGAGUGUGGAAAGGGUUUUCGUCAUCCUUCUGAACUCAAGAAACAUAUGAGAACCCAUACCGGUGAGAAGCCAUAUCAGUGUCAGUUUUGUGUCUUCAGGUGUGCAGAUCAAUCAAAUCUGAAAACUCACAUUAAGUCUAAGCAUGGUAGCAACUUGCCAUAUAAAUGUGAGCAUUGUCCUCAAGCAUUUGGUGAUGAGAGAGAGCUUCAACGCCAUCUGGAUUUGUUUCAAGGACAUAAAACACACCAGUGUCCUCAUUGUGAUCAUAAGAGCACCAACUCAAGUGACCUUAAGCGGCACAUCAUAUCUGUCCAUACCAAGGACUUUCCUCACAAAUGUGAAGUCUGUGAUAAAGGUUUCCAUCGUCCUUCAGAGCUUAAAAAACAUAGUGAUAUUCAUAAGGGUAGGAAGAUUCAUCAGUGUAGGCAUUGUGACUUUAAAACAUCAGAUCCUUUUAUUCUUAGUGGUCAUAUUCUUUCAGUUCAUACUAAGGAUCAGUCAUUGAAGUGUAAACGGUGCAAGAGAGGGUUCAGACAACAGAAUGAGCUCAAAAAGCACAUGAAGACACAUACCGGAAGGAAGAUUUACCAGUGUGAAUAUUGUGAAUACAGCACCACAGAUGCAUCUGGCUUUAAACGACAUGUGAUUUCAAUACAUACGAAAGACUAUCCACACAGGUGUGAAUUCUGCAAGAAGGGAUUCCGAAGACCAUCCGAAAAGAAUCAGCAUAUAAUGAGGCACCACAAGGAGACUCUUAUAUAGUAAGAUCAAUAUAAGGAAAGGAGUUAUUUACAAAAUAAGAUAAGCUAUUUGGAAGGAGAAUUUCGCUGUUUUAUCUGGUUUCAAAGCUUGAUAUAUUAAGUCAUACCUUUACAUUCUUUGUAUUAGAGAUCUUAAAAUAUUGGGAUUAGAAGGGGAAUCUCAUAGCCCUUUGAAAAUUACUUAAAGAGUUCAAGAAGCACCAUAGGAUGGUUGCAGAGGAACUUAACUCUGUAUUAACAAUAUUAUAUGCAUAACUAAACUAUAGAGGGAGAAAUGUUAAGACACCUUAUUUGAUUGGUCAUACUAGAAGUAAGUGUUUUUGAAAGGAAAAUACAUAAACGAUGUAGAAAUGCUUUGCUGUACCAAGCAGCCUCACUUUUAUGCAAUUUUCAAAAUGGGGUGGGAAAAGAAUGUGCAGUCAUCCAUCAGUCACUUAGUCAUUGAACCUUUUAUAUUGUCCUGGACAUUGGAUUCCAGAAAUGGCAAAUGUUUUAUGUAUUCGUUGCAAGGAAUCUCAUUGAGAAAACAAGUUAUAUUAAUUCAGUACUAGUAAAAAAAAAGCACUUCAGAGUUGCUGAUAUUUUAUCACGGGAUAGGAUGUUUAAGACAUAGCAUUCUGUGCUGAAAUAUGAAGUGAAAUAUAAGAAAUAAGGUUCCAGUUUUGAUGUUCAAGUAGAUUCAGUAUGGCAUAUAUGAUAAAAGUGUAUUUGAGUCAAAUGUGGCUUUCUAAACUGGAUGCAACUAUAACAUUACAAAGUCAGAACUAUGUUUCUUAUUAUCUAAAUAUUAAAUUGAGAGAACAGUUUUCUUAAAUAUUAAAGUAUUUAGAAUUUUUAGGACAGUUUUAGUAAGUAUGACUGUUUGUCUUACUUGCUCUAAUGUUUAAAGGUGCAAUUUUAUGCCAUUAUUGAAAAGUUUGAUUUUUAAAAUCUAUAUACCAUAUUUAACAUAAAUUUUCAAUGAGGUGGUAUUUAUGCAGUAUUUAACAGAAAAUAUGCUGCCAAUAGAGUUUGGAGUUGGAUAUUCAGUUUACAGUGUAUAAAUUUAAAAUAUGCAUCCCUUUAACAACGCUUUGUGUUAGCAUGCUGCAAAUCAAAAUGGCGCUUAAUAUUAAAAGCUGGUGUAGGGAAUUUUAAUGAAAAUCCUGUUCAUAAAUGUAAUGGAUAUGAUGUGUACUUUUAAGUUUUAGUUGGCUUAAUUUAGUUUAUAUUCAGCUGUUCAGCAUAAUUAAAAUGUAAUUUUUCUUCAUGGUAUAUUGUGGCUUUGUGUUUAAGUAAUAUUCACCUUUCUGUUUUUGCACCAGAUAAGAAUCAGUUACUUGAAAAUAAAUUUUUUAUCUUUCUUAACUUCAGAAUACUAAAUUUGGAAAAAUCUACUAAACUUGUGUGUUAUGUGGCUGUAAAUGAUGUACACGCUGUAAAAUAAGAUUGUUACUGUUAUGUGAACUUAUUAUUUCUAAAUGUUACUCAUUGAAAUGAGCAUACAAUAAAAAGCAUUUAUUGCACUUAAAA
Messenger RNA from Phodopus roborovskii (desert hamster), 4177 nucleotides. RefSeq names its product zinc finger protein 711 (gene Znf711). NCBI's taxonomy places the organism in Eukaryota, Metazoa, Chordata, Mammalia, Rodentia, Cricetidae. Gene Ontology annotation, molecular function: RNA polymerase II transcription regulatory region sequence-specific DNA binding; DNA-binding transcription factor activity, RNA polymerase II-specific; metal ion binding. Gene Ontology annotation, cellular component: nucleus. The transcript is spliced from 9 exons. Gene Ontology annotation, biological process: regulation of transcription by RNA polymerase II. The record is from RefSeq and is a predicted model, not a curated record. The coding region runs from base 270 to 2666 and encodes 798 amino acids.